AUGGCAUCUCUGAUUUUUUAUCAAGAGUCCCUGUCAGCUCAAACCAUUCUGUGUCAGCCAGAUCUCAAGGCCAAAAGUAUGGCCGAAAUGCGCCUGUUGAUUGGUCAGUGGCAAUAUUGUUGGGGCCCCAACAAUCUUUGGGAAAAGAUGUUCAAUGAGAAACUGCGGUCUGCGCAAGAUCAGGGGAGUGGAUCAGUGAACGACUUUUUCAGCCAGUGCAAGGCACACACUACUGACGGUCAACAACUUCUCAAUGAAUUGAAGCACAUCGCUUAUAGCCCGUGUAACGGGAGACUGGCGAGGGACAAGUGCAUUCAAUUGCAUGAUCUUUUGUCAGUGGUGUUGUCGGAAGUGAGGUUUUUUGAGGUAAAAUUUGAUGAGUAUGCCCCAGCUGUACCAUUAUCUAGAACAUUGUCUACAUGA
Molecule: messenger RNA, 423 nt
Organism: Suillus paluster
Lineage: Eukaryota; Fungi; Basidiomycota; Agaricomycetes; Boletales; Suillaceae
Exons: 1
Coding region: 1-423 (140 amino acids)
Source: RefSeq, a predicted model, not a curated record